Eurypyga helias (sunbittern) is the source of this 1113-nucleotide messenger RNA. RefSeq names its product [Arg8]-vasotocin receptor-like. Gene Ontology annotation, cellular component: membrane. The record is from RefSeq and is a predicted model, not a curated record. Gene Ontology annotation, molecular function: vasopressin receptor activity; peptide binding. Gene Ontology annotation, biological process: G protein-coupled receptor signaling pathway; regulation of systemic arterial blood pressure by vasopressin; positive regulation of vasoconstriction. The coding region runs from base 1 to 1113 and encodes 370 amino acids. The transcript is spliced from 2 exons. Lineage: Eukaryota; Metazoa; Chordata; Aves; Eurypygiformes; Eurypygidae.
AUGAAGAAUUUUUCAUUUCCUAUGCAGGAUAACACACAUGAGACCGAGAGUACUUCUCACAGAUUCCUCAGUUUGAAAAAUCAGUCAGAUCCUGUUGGAAGACCAGAAAGAGAUGAGCAAUUAGCUCAGGUAGAGAUUGCCGUACUGGGGGUCAUAUUUCUGACAGCAUCUGUGGGCAAUUUUAUUCUCAUACUGGUGCUGUGGCGAAGAAGAAAGAAGCUCUCUAGGAUGUAUGUAUUCAUGCUUCACCUCAGCAUCGCUGACUUAGUAGUAGCCUUUUUUCAAGUGCUGCCUCAACUCAUAUGGGAUAUUACAGACGUUUUUAUAGGGCCAGAUUUCUUGUGCAGAAUUAUCAAGUAUUUACAAUUGCUGGGCAUGUUUGCCUCUACUUAUAUGAUAGUGGUAAUGACAGUGGACAGAUAUCAGGCAGUUUGCUACCCUAUGGUCACUUUCCAAAAGAAGAGAGCUCUCUGGAACAUCCCCAUUUGCACCAGCUGGUCUAUAUCACUGAUUCUUAGCCUACCACAGGUAUUUAUCUUUUCUAAGACUGAAAUAUCUCCAGGUAUCUUUGAAUGUUGGGGUGAAUUUAUUCAGCCAUGGGGUCCAAGGGCAUAUGUGACUUGGAUUUUUGUAGUUAUAUUCUUUAUUCCCUCAGCCAUCCUUAUCACAUGCCAGGUUAAGAUUUGCAAAAUAAUCAAAAGAAAUAUAUAUGUGAAAAAACAGAAUGAAUAUGAACUAACAAAUCAGAAGCAAGCCCUGCCAUCCCGAGCAAGCAGUGUGAACUGUAUUUCAAAAGCUAUGAUCAAGACUGUAAAAAUGACAGUGGUGACGGUUGUUGCAUAUGUUCUCUGUUGGUCACCUUUCUUCAUUGCACAGCUGUGGUCUGUGUGGUUCCCCAGUGUCGUGACCGAAGGUUCAGCAUUCACCAUUAUCAUGCUCCUUGGCAAUUUAAAUAGCUGCACCAACCCAUGGAUUUACAUGUAUUUUUGUGGCCACAUUCCAUACUGCACAAAUAAACAGCUAGAGAACACCUCGGCUCAAGAGGAAUCAGUGAUCACAGGGAGCAUUCAUCUCGUAGACAGAGACCCUGAGGAAAACAGUACUUCUGCAUAA